AAAUUUUUAAACCACCUCAUAGGUUUACAAGUUGUUAAAGUAAAACAGUUUCGACACUUUGGAUCACAUACACACCAUGUCGGCCAACACCCAGUUUUUCUGCCGUCAACCACGUUCUGUGGAAUUAAUACAAGACUACGAGGAAAUAAAAUCCUUCCCCAAGCCAUCUUUAGAAUGCAGAGCUGCCUUAUAUUCAGCCAAUGGUGAAUAUUUUGCCUACACUCAACCAAAUGAAGUUGUAGUGGUGAAAACUACCAAAUCUGCUCCACUUCAAGCUAGACUUGAACUUCAAGAUGUGUUUGAUAUAUUUUUCUCCCCUAAUGGUACCUUUUUAGCUCUUUGGUGUAAACCAAUUUGUUUGGAUAAGGAAAGUGGAGUAUGGACUAAAAACGUUAAAAUCAUUGAAGUAGCUAGUGGUAAUACCGUUCUUGAAUGGUCAAACAAACAUCAAGGUGGUUGGAAACCUCAAUUUACUUUGGAUGAAAAGAUUUUGGCUAAGAAUAAUAACAAUAAGGAAAUCCAUUUUUUUGAUCUUUCCACCGAUAGUCCUAUAGAUCUUAACAAACCAGCUCAUAAAUUCAAGCUGGAAUCAACCAUUGGUUCUUUUCAAAUUAGUCCUGGUUUAAAUCCUUCCAUUGCCAUUUUCAUCCCAGAAAAGAAUGGUCAACCUGCCAGCGUUCUUAUUUAUAAUAUUCCAAAUUUCAACCAACCAAUUUGUUCUAAAAACUUUUUUAAAGCGGAAAGAUGUCAAUUAAAAUGGAAUUCUAUUGGUACUGCCUUACUUGCCUUGGCUUCUACUGAUCAUGAUACCACCAACAAAUCUUAUUAUGGAGAAACUAAUUUGUAUUUAUUGGGGAUUGCUGGAUCAUAUGAUCUGAGAAUUCAUUUAGAUAAGGAAGGUCCAAUUCAUGAUAUUACUUGGUCUCCAUCUGCUAGAGAAUUUGGGGUGAUUUAUGGUUAUAUGCCUGCAAAGACUACAUUUUUCGAUGCUAGAGGUAAUUCAAUUUUUUCAUUACCUCCAAGUCCAAGAAACACAAUAUUAUUUUCCCCACAUGCUAAGUUUGUAUUAGUUGCAGGUUUUGGUAAUUUACAAGGUACUGUUGACGUUUAUGAUCGUCAAAAUAAAUUCCAAAAAAUUACAACUUUUGAAGCAACAAACACAUCUGUAUGUGAAUGGUCACCAUGUGGUAGAUUUAUUUUAACUGCUACUACAUCUCCAAGAUUAAGAGUUGAUAAUGGAUGUAAAGUUUGGCAUGCUACUGGGAAAUUAAUUUAUAUGAAGGAAUAUCAAGAAUUAUAUUCAAUUACUUGGAAACCACAAAAGGUUAGUGAAUUUCCUCCAUUGAAAGUUUUAGAAGCUGCUCCUGCUCCACAUGUAUCUACCAAGGAGUACUUAGAAAAGAAGAAGACUAUUGAAAGUGCCAGUGUCAGCAAGCCAGCUGGUGCUUAUCGUCCACCACAUGCCAGACGGACUACUGGUAGUGUUGCUGCCACUUCUUUACAUCAAUUAGAAGCUAGACGAGUUCCAGGUGCUUCUGUUCCAGGUGCUGUUCCCGGUGCAUCUGUUCCCGGUGCUGUUCCAGGGUCUGCUAGAGCAGGAAAGGCUGCCGUGGCUGCCAAGGUUGAAAGUAAGGCUGCAGCAAAGAAUAGAAAGAAGAGAGAAGCUAAGAAGAAGGAAGGUGAAACUCCAGAACCUGAAUCUAAUGAAGCUUCUCCUGCCCCUAACUCAGAAUCUACCACUGCUGCUACUGCUGCUGCUACUUCUGCUGCCCCAACUGAAGGAGGUAGUGUUAUCGGAGGUGUUGCAUCUAUGGAAGAUAAGAAGGUUCGUUCUCUUUUAAAGAAAUUAAGAGCCAUUGAACUUCUUAAGAUGAAACAAGCCAAUGGUGAAACAUUAGAAGACACCCAAGUAUCCAAGAUCCAAAAGGAAGAAGAUAUCAGAACCGAUUUGGAAAACUUGGGAUGGUCAGAAUAGAAGAUUUCAUCAGGUAGAUGUAUUUAGGAAAGAUGGACU
Messenger RNA from [Candida] anglica, 2014 nucleotides. NCBI's taxonomy places the organism in Eukaryota, Fungi, Ascomycota, Pichiomycetes, Serinales, Debaryomycetaceae. The record is from the annotation of a GenBank genome assembly.